Messenger RNA from Cladophialophora psammophila CBS 110553, 984 nucleotides. RefSeq lists its product as uncharacterized. The record is from RefSeq and is a predicted model, not a curated record. Bases 1 to 984 code for a protein of 327 amino acids. NCBI's taxonomy places the organism in Eukaryota, Fungi, Ascomycota, Eurotiomycetes, Chaetothyriales, Herpotrichiellaceae. Gene Ontology annotation, molecular function: oxidoreductase activity. The transcript has a single exon.
AUGAAAAUCGCCUUUGAGGAAGCCCAACAGCUAGCGGACCGUGCUUUGCGCGAGCUCGGGUACAAGGAAGAAGAUAUUCCUAUCAUUCGUGACCAUCUGAUUGACAGCGAGCUGCGAGGUUAUGGAAUCGCCGGACUCGCACGAAUACUGAGCAUCGCCGACAGAAUAUCUGGUAAGGCGGCAUCUUCUUCCGUCGAGGUGACGUUGGAAUCGCCCACGACAGCCCAGCUCAAUGGCAAGGACAGUCUCGGCUAUCUGGUGGCUCACAAGGCGACAAAAGUGGCCAUCGAAAAGGCCAAAGCUUCUGGGGUGUCAGCCGUAGGAGCAAAUAACACAUACUAUACCGGAAUGCUGUCGUAUUAUGCUGAGAUGGCUGCGACCGAGGACCUUGUGACCAUCAUCGCAUCGAAUUGCAGCCCCUGGGUGGCCCCGCAGGGGACAUACAAACCUCUAGUUGGCACCAAUCCUUUCUGCAUCGGGAUCCCCACUGAUGGCGUCCCCAUCAUCUACGAUAUUGGGACUUCCAGGAUCAUUCACGCGCAAGUGAUGCUGGCCAUGCGCAAGAAUGAACAAUUGCCACCAGAUACAGCCUACGAUGAGAACGGAGAAAUGACGACCGAUCCCGAGAAGGCGCUGAAGGGAGCUCUGGCGGUUUGGGGCGGUGCAAAAGGUAGUGGUUUAGCUAUUGCGGUUCAGCUGCUGGGGAUUCUGGCUGGUUCCCCUGCACUGCCACCAAAUCUGGAAGAGUUUGGGUUCUUCAUUAUGGCCAUCGAUCCAGCAAAGUUCAGGCCGAUGGCUGAUUUCAAACGCGAGGUGGGAAACCUCAUCACUGCUUUCCACACUACCCCAACACUUCCUGGCCAUGCUCUGAGGCUUCCAUUUGAACGGUCGAACCGUCGACGAGCCGAAACCAGAGCCAGCGGGUAUCUCGACGUCGAUGAUGUCGUGAUCGAGCGGCUUGAAGCAUUAAUAUCGCCGCAGUGA